This is a messenger RNA of Girardinichthys multiradiatus, 4870 nucleotides long. RefSeq names its product BRCA1 interacting helicase 1 (gene brip1). The record is from RefSeq and is a predicted model, not a curated record. Gene Ontology annotation, cellular component: nucleus. Gene Ontology annotation, biological process: double-strand break repair involved in meiotic recombination; nucleotide-excision repair. Gene Ontology annotation, molecular function: DNA binding; hydrolase activity, acting on acid anhydrides, in phosphorus-containing anhydrides; ATP binding. NCBI's taxonomy places the organism in Eukaryota, Metazoa, Chordata, Actinopteri, Cyprinodontiformes, Goodeidae. Bases 189 to 3800 code for a protein of 1203 amino acids. The transcript is spliced from 20 exons.
UGACGUAGCAAACUUCCUGUUUAGUGUUCUAACGUGAUUUUGGAGAGCGGGAAGAAUCAUGGGAACAGCGGAGUGAAGAUAAACAGCUUGUAUUCGCCAAGUUUGUGUACUUAAGAAUAUUUUUUAUUUACAAACGUCAGCUGUUGAACAGCAGGAAAUAGCUGCCAUAACUCAAUUUAUUAACGAACAUGGCAGCCUCUCCUGUGGAGUACACCAUCGGCGGAGUGAAGGUCCACUUCCCCUGCAAGGCUUACCCAUCCCAGCUAGCCAUGAUGAACUCAAUCAUGCGAGGGUUAAACUACGGACAGCACUGUUUGCUGGAGAGUCCCACAGGCAGUGGCAAAAGUCUGGCCUUGCUCUGCUCUGCUCUGGGCUGGCAGCAAGCCCAACAUGCUAAACAGAAAGAAGGAGGAGGUCAUGUUGGGGACAAAGGUCAGUCAGAGAAAAAUUUGGGCGACUGCAAGAAGUCAGAAUCUCCAACUCGCUGUUCCUGUGUGUGCCACAGCAACGCUGAUAGAGCAGCAGUCCAGCCUGAUGGUUUGGACAAAGAGAGAGGCCAGCCAUUGCACAUAGCAUCAGAACAUGUGCCAUCGCCAGGGGAGUCACAAGCCAAGAAACCAUCUUUAGCAUCUCGUCUGUCAGAGAAAGUCCAAACGUCUCUUGACUCAGACUGCGAGAAAGAUGAGGACUUCAGACCAGACAGGAAGCGCCUCCGUACUGCAGGGUUUAAGAGCCAGAAAAGGCAGCACACACAACAAGGGGUCAUAUUCAUAGAUGAUGAGCCUGAGCUGGAGAAGGAAACAUCUGAUCCUCAGAGUUGGAGAACAGCAUCAAGCAACCAGGCUGCUGGUUUGUCCUCAUCAUGCAGUGCCUCUCAACCCUGCUCCCGCUGCCCAUGUGCAUCAGCCAAAGACAUGUUGAAGGACAAAGAUGGCAGAAAGAAGAUUCCAAAGAUUUUUUUUGGCACACGGACCCAUAAACAGAUAACUCAGAUUGCUCAUGAGCUGAAGCGCACCGUUUACUCCGGCGUACACAUGACCAUCCUAUCGAGCCGAGAUCACACGUGUGUCAACGCAGAUGUGGCGCCUCAUUUCAACCGCAACGAGCGCUGCAAAGAUCUGCUGGAGGCCAAAGAUGGAAGGUCGUGCAGGUACUACCACGGUGUACAAAGGAUGCGGGAGCAGCACACGCUCCAGCGGGUCCAUGGGCUGCGUGAAGCUUGGGACAUCGAAGACCUGGUCACUCUAGGGAAAAGGCUUCGUGCUUGCUCUUACUACGCUGCUCGGGAACUUAUGCAGGGUGCCUCUAUUAUCUUUUGUCCGUACAACUACCUGCUGGAUCCAAUGAUCAGAGAGAGUAUGGAGAUUGACCUGGCAGGCCAGAUCUUGGUGCUGGAUGAGGCCCAUAACAUUGAGGACUGUGCAAGGGAAAGUGCCAGCUACGCCCUAGAGCUGGCCACCCUGCAGUCAUCCAGAGAUGAACUGGACGGCAUGGUCAACAGUAACAUUAGACGCUCCAAGCACGAGCCUCUCAGGGACUUCUGUUAUGUUCUAAUCAACUGGAUCCAAGAGAGCCAAGAGCUGUUGUCUGAACGUGGAUUUGAGAGUGCCUGCAAAGUCUGGAGUGGAAAGGAUACACUGAGUAUUUUCCACAGUUUGGGCAUCACAGCUGACACCUUCAGUAACAUGAAGCAAAACCUGGCAUCUGUGUUGGAGAAGGAGGAGCGUGUUGGUGUGGUUAAUGGUAAGGAGGACAUGGUGCUGGUCCCAACCAUCGGCUCAUCCACAGCCACUGUACUGAAAAACCUCUUCAUGGUGUUGGAUUAUCUCUAUAGGGACAACCGCCGGUUUGCUGAGGACUACCGCGUAGCAUUGCAGAGGAGCUACACCUGGACGAAUCAGGUCCCACCUGACGUCCCUGAUGCCCAAGGCUUUUUGGUCCGGUUCCGCGCCCGACACCGUCAAAGCAUCCGGGUCAAGAGGGAGGUCUUGACGCUGAGUUUUUGGUGUCUCAACCCUGCUGUGGCUUUCUCUGACCUGAGUGCUACAGUACACAGCAUUGUGCUGACAUCAGGAACCCUGUCACCCAUGGCCUCGUUCUCCUCUGAACUUGGGGUGAAGUUCACCAUCCAGCUAGAGGCCAACCAUGUGAUCAACAAAUCCCAGGUCUGGGUGGGCACUGUUGGUGCAGGACCCCAAGGCCAAAAACUCUGCGCCACUUUUCAGCACACGGAAACAUACACCUUUCAGGAUGAGGUGGGGGCUUUGCUGCUCCAUGUCUGCCAGGUCAUGUCCAAAGGUGUCCUCUGCUUUCUGCCUUCUUACAAGAUGCUGGACAAGCUGAGAAUGCGUUGGCUCGACACUGGUCUGUGGGAGAAGCUGGAGCAAAAGAAAACUGUGGUCACAGAGCUCCGCGGUGGUGGCAAGGGAGAUUUUGAUGAGCUGCUUCAGACGUACUACGAUGCCAUCAAAUACUGCGAAGGAAGGGACGGUGCACUGCUUAUUGCUGUAUGCAGGGGUAAGGUCAGUGAAGGCCUAGACUUUACAGAUGACAAUGCCAGGGCAGUGGUCACCAUUGGAAUUCCCUUUCCAAACAUCAAAGACCUCCAGGUAGAACUGAAGAUGAAGUACAAUGACCAGCACUGCAAGUCCAGAGGUCUCCUUCCGGGCCAUCGCUGGUAUGAGAUUCAAGCCUACAGAGCUCUUAACCAGGCCCUGGGGAGAUGCAUCCGGCACAGGAAUGACUGGGGUGCAUUGAUUCUUGUUGAUGACCGAUACAAGAGCAAUCCGAAUAAAUACAUCACAGGUUUGUCUAAAUGGGUCCGCCAGCUCGUCCAGCAUCACAACACCUUCAACAAUGCAAUGCAGUCUCUGGCAGCUUUCUCUCAGGUGCAGCAGAAGGUGGAGGUGGCCCCCGUGGACAGUCUGACGCACAGCUCUUCUGAUAUGUCAAGCCAGAGUCCCUUGUCAGUUCUUGUUGAGAGACAGGGUGUUAGCGCAGAACCAGAACCUCAGAGAUCCGGUUUAUGUGACAGACCACCUAAUCCCCAGCAGAAUACAAGCACACAAGUGAAAACUGAACAAAAUAAUACGGCAGAACCACGGAAGACACUGCAAAGCGCUCCAGCUAGGCAACUCACGGCUCAGGCUUCAUAUCACAUUUUCACCUUUAAACCUACAAAAACCAACUUCAAGAAGCCGAUCUUUAAAGUAAAUCCACCAAAAAGCUCCAACCAGCCUGUGGGCCUGCAGAUCUCUUCUCCACCAGUGAAUACUGAAACACUUUGUCCUGGACAAGAGACUGGAAACUGUGAAAACACAGUGGAGCCCAAUAAUCUGGCUCCGGGGGUGUCUACAGUACCAACCCCUCCCAGCUUUGAAAGUGAAUCACCAGUACCAGCAAACACAUCUGAGGACGAGAGUGUUUUCUAUACCCCAGAACUUUUUGAGGAUGAAAGAGAUGAAGGAAGACCACACAAAGAGAACCCUGUGUCACCUCCCAGAGUUGGUGCUGGUACAGAGAGCUCAGCCCUUCCAUCCGAACAACUGGUUGGGUCUGAACAUGCCCAAGGGUUAGCCACUACUUUUGAUGGACAAAAUGCUGUUUCAGUCAGUACGCAAAGUACAGAGCUAACACAGGGACAGAAAGAGGGCAUCAGAGGAUGGCAGCUAAGUGAGAAAGGAGAGGAGGACGUGACCCAGAGCAGACAGAAAGGAAGUAGACUUCACAGACUGUCCAGGUCCAGGCAGAGAAUCCGCUUCAGUCAGACAGGUAACCACCAGCCUGGACACUCAGAGUAGAUCCUUAAAGAAAAGGAAGGUUUCCACCAAAUAUUAGCAGAAGACUCAAAGCCUUGCAAUGAACGGACCAUGUUUGUACUGGAUCUUGCUUCUUGAUUUUUAUUUGAAGUUUUGAUCUUAAAUUGCUUGUUUCCACAGUGAUGCUAAGCAUGUUAUAUGCCUCAGGCAAUUAAAACACACUACCACUGUGCAUACAGUAGAUGAUGAGCCUUGAGCCAUCUCUGGUCAGCUGCUUAUGCACUGUGACAGCGCUUCUUAUUAAGGCCCAUUCUCAGCUCAGAUACAUAGAACCAACCAACAUUAUCAAGAUUGCUGCACAAAUUGAACAUCUUUUUUGGGCAAAUCAUUAAAAUACAAAAGCAGGAACUCAUCUGCUUUCUGCAGAAGUAAAUAAUUAUUUAGUUCAGUUUAAUGAUGUGUCUGUAGGCAAUGGCUAAACAAAGGGGAAGCUCUAUUAUGCCUGAUUUAAUCCCAGAUGGAGGACCAUCUUAUUUUGGUUCUCUUAUUAAGUAAUUUUACAUUACACACUGAAUGACUGUUUAUAGGUUGUGUGCACUUGUUUUACUUAGAAAACAUACAGAUCAGUAGCUAUAAGUCAAGCUACAACCGACUGUUAAAAUGGUUUUAUUUUGUUCUGUUCCUUCAGUUCUUCUAAUACAGUUGUUCUAAAUCCUUCAGAGCCAUGGGUAGAAAAGCAAUAAUACCACAAAGAAAACAGUCAUACGUUACAAGCAGACUCGCUGCAGCUUUCAUUAAAUAAAACAGAUAAAAUCAGUAAAAGCUGUACAAGGUGUCAUUACUAAGGCACUAAUGAUGUGCUGCUUUGUGUUCUCUCCAUUGGUUGGAUUAGAGUUUUCUUACAUUUGUGGUUGGUUGUUUUUGUGGAUCAGACCAAGAGACCCAUAGAUGAUCUCUGAGGUUUCACCACCUGAGCAAUCAGAAAUAUACAUCAUGGUAUUUUCUCCCAAUUAUGCUGUUGUUGGAGGUUUUGAUGAUUUCUUUACCAUAUGUGAUAAUACAAAUGAAAUGUCAAUGUUUAUUUCUUGAAUAAACACAGCUAUAAUAUCUCA